CAAUCCGAAACGGAAAGAGUUCCUAGACGACCUGUUUGGAUACAUGCAGAAGCGAGGCACGCCCAUCAACCGGCUGCCCAUCAUGGCCAAGUCGGUGCUGGACCUGUACGAGCUGUACAACCUGGUGAUAGCGCGCGGCGGGCUCGUCGACGUCAUCAACAAGAAGCUGUGGCAGGAGAUCAUCAAGGGACUGCACCUGCCGUCCUCCAUCACCUCGGCCGCCUUCACGCUCCGCACUCAGUACAUGAAGUACCUGUACCCGUACGAGUGCGAGAAGCGGCGGCUCAGUACUCCGGCGGAGCUGCAGGCGGCCAUCGAUGGCAACCGGCGCGAGGGCCGGCGCACCAGCUACGGCUCCUACACGGACAUGAUCCAGCGAGGGUCGCUGCCCGGGAUGCCGCCGGCGCACCACUCGCAGAUGUCCCCGCUGAGCCUGGUGACGGGUGGCCGAGCGGCGGUCAACGGCAACUCCCACCACCAUCAUCACCACCCGCACCACCCGCAGCACCAUCCGCACCAUCCGCACCACCCGCACCACCCGUCGCCGCACCACCCGUCCCACCCGCAGCCGCUCAGCCAGCCCCUCGGCACAGGUCCCAUCCCGGGACUCGUGGCGUCGGAGCUGGAGAGCCGGAUGGCCGAGUACGUGAAGAUGAUCCACAAGGAGUUCCGCGGCUCCGCGGCGACGCCUCCCGGCAUCCGGCAGGGCUCCAACUCCCCCCCCACGUCCACCUCGCCCCAGGAGUCGGCGCUGAGCGUCGUGGAGAUGUCGCGGCUCACGCUGUGGAACCUGUACGGCAACGGGGCGGCCCCCCCCGCCGCGCUGCCCCCGCCCCCGGAGCCCCAGAGGGAGGCGCUGGACCUGGGGGUCCGGGAGCAGCAGUCCCGGGCCGCCCCGCGGGACUCCGCGGUCAAGCGGGAGAGGGAGGAGCCCCGCACCGCGCCCCCGGCCAAGAGGGCGCUGGCCGACGAGGAUGAAGGGUUGAAGCCGGUCACUGGCACCCACAUCAAAAUAGCAAGUAGAGGCGAUGCUCGCAGCGGUUCUGACAACUCGUUAGUGGUCAGCAUGGAGCUGAACGGGACCAUGUACCAGGGUGUUCUGUUCGCGCAGACGACACGGACUCACAUGACGUGAUCGCGUGUCGCAGACAGCCGCCCGCGCCGUCACAAGACUGUUCGGCCAGUGUCUUGAGAGUGUGUGGGGCAUAUGUACGACGGGAUAAACUUUCCCUGCUGAAGGAUGGCGGAUAUGUUGAAGGUAUCUGCUGCAGCGGCUUGUCAAGUUUGUUGUAUUUAUGCAAAGGCUUUGUUUUUUUUAUAAAGGUUUUAAUUUGUAAAAAAA
Bacillus rossius redtenbacheri is the source of this 1342-nucleotide messenger RNA. RefSeq names its product protein dead ringer-like. Gene Ontology annotation, molecular function: DNA binding. The record is from RefSeq and is a predicted model, not a curated record. Gene Ontology annotation, biological process: regulation of transcription by RNA polymerase II. The transcript has 5 exons. The coding region runs from base 44 to 1135 and encodes 363 amino acids. Gene Ontology annotation, cellular component: nucleus. Lineage: Eukaryota; Metazoa; Arthropoda; Insecta; Phasmatodea; Bacillidae.